Molecule: messenger RNA, 657 nt
Organism: Aegilops tauschii subsp. strangulata
Lineage: Eukaryota; Viridiplantae; Streptophyta; Magnoliopsida; Poales; Poaceae
Source: RefSeq, a predicted model, not a curated record
AUGGACGACGACCUCAACCUCGACGCCGCUGCCGGCCUCGCCUCCCUCGCCUUGUUCGGCAUGACGACCGCCCCCUCCAGCAAAGGCAAGCCUCGUGCCUCGUGCAAGACCGCCGCCGCGCCCAAGCCAAAGAAGGUGCUGACGCCCGAACAGCGGGCAAGGGAGUCGGCCAAGAGGAAGGGUCGGAGGCAUGCCGCAGACGCGAGGGAUGAAGCCGUUGCGGCUGCCGCCGCCGCCGCCACGCAGCGGGAGGUCACCAACGCCCGUGUCGCGGCGGCAACGAGGGAGGGGCUCUAUAUGCUAGGGUUAAACCCUAGCCAACACGGCCUCGUCAACGCCGCUGUCGCCGCGGCCAGCACCAGCUCAUCGGCGUUCCCUCGGAUGGUGCUGCCCGACUCGCCCCGCGCGUCGGCUUGCACCCCGAUGCCCGGCUUCCACGUGUACCCGCAGGCCUCCUGCCUCUCCGGGGAGUGCUCGCCCGACGUGAGCGUGGUGGCGCCUUCCACGCCCGCGCCCACGCCCAUCGACCUCUAUCGGGAAGGAGCGGCGACUGAGGUGGAAACCCUCAAGAAAGCGCUGGUUGAGGCCAAGAAGAAAGCGGCAAAGGAGCAAGCCGCCCGUGAAAAACACGAGGCUAGGGUUUGUGAGGUCCAGUAA